AUGCAGCCGGUGUCCCUGGAGGAGAAGCCCAACCCGCCGCAGAAGGCGAACGUCUGCUCCCGGCUGUUCUGGUGGCUAAACCCCUUGUUUAAAAUUGGUCAUGAACAGAAAUUAACACAAGAUGACAUGUACUUGGUGCUUCCAGAAGAUCGCUCCCAGCACCUUGGAGAAGAGCUGCAAGGGUACUGGGAUCAGGAAGUUUUGAGAGCCAAGACACACAAACGGGAGCCUUCUUUAAUGAAAGCAAUCGUAAAGUGUUACUGGAAAUCCUGUCUAGUUUUAGGAAUAUUUACAUUUCUUGAGGAAGGCACCAAAGUAGUUCAACCCAUCUUUUUGGGGAAAAUGGUUAGUUAUGUUGAAAACUAUGAUCCUGCCAAUUCUGCUGCUUUGCACAAAGCCUACGGCUACGCGGCAGGGCUGAGCGCCUGCGUGCUCAUGUGGGCCGUUCUGCACCACGUGUACUUCUACCACAUUCAGCGUGUGGGGAUGAGGCUGAGAGUAGCCGUGUGCCAUAUGAUCUACCGUAAGUCACUUUGCCUGAGUAGCUCGGCCAUGGGGAAGACAACCACAGGCCAGAUAGUCAACCUGCUGUCCAAUGAUGUGAACAGGUUUGAUCAGGUAACGAUGUUCCUGCACUAUCUGUGGGUGGGGCCACUGCAGGCUGUCGCAGUGACCGCCCUGCUCUGGAUGGAAAUAGGAAUGUCGUGUCUUGCUGGGAUGGGAGUUCUCAUUAUUCUUCUGCUUUUGCAAAGCUGCAUUGGAAAUGCAUUUUCAUUGCUCAGGAGUAAGACCGCAGCUCUCACAGAUGACAGGAUCAGGACCAUGAGUGAAGUUAUAACUGGCAUCAAAACAGUAAAAAUGUAUGCUUGGGAACAGUCAUUUAUAGACCUUAUUACCAGAUUGAGAAGGAAAGAAAUUUCCAAGAUUCUGAAAAGUUCCUACCUUAGGAGCAUGAAUUUGGCAUCAUUUUUCGCUGUCAGCAAAAUUAUGAUUUUUGUCACCUUCAUCACCAAUGAGCUCCUUGACAACCUGAUCACAGCCAGCCAAGUGUUUGUGGUGGUAACACUGUUCGAGGCUCUGCGGUUCUCAAGCACCCUCUACUUCCCCAUGGCCAUUGAGAAGGUGUCAGAGGCCGCUGUCAGCAUCCGAAGAAUCAAGAAUUUUUUAUUACUUGAUGAAAUACCACAGGUCAACACUCAGCUGCCAUCAGAUGGUAAAGUGAUGGUCGACAUGCAAGAUUUCACUGCUUUUUGGGAUGAGGAAUCAGAAACCCCAACCCUACAAGGCCUUUCCUUUACUGUCAGACCCGGUGAGCUGUUAGCUGUGGUCGGACCUGUGGGAGCAGGAAAGUCAUCACUGUUAAGCGCUCUGCUGGGAGAGCUGCCCCCGAGCCAGGGGAAGGUCAGCGUGCUCGGGAGGAUCGCAUAUGUUUCUCAGCAGCCCUGGGUGUUUCCAGGGACUGUGAGGAGUAACAUUUUAUUUGGGAAGAAAUAUGAAGAAGAGCGAUAUGAAGAAGUAAUAAAGGCUUGUGCUUUGGAAGAGGAUUUGCAGAAUUUGAAGGAAAGAGAUCUAACUGUGACAGGAGAUGGAGGAACCCCGCUGAGUGAAGGACAGAAAGCCCGGGUCAGCCUGGCCAGGGCUGUGUAUCAGGACGCAGACAUCUACCUCCUGGACGAUCCACUCAGCGCAGUGGAUGCAGAAGUCAGCAGGCACUUGUUCAAACAGUGUAUUCAUCAGGCCUUGAAGGAAAAAAUCACAGUCUUAGUAACUCAUCAGUUGCAGUACCUAGAAGAUACAAGUCAGAUUCUGAUACUGAAAGAUGGCAAAACAGUGAAAAGGGGAACUUACUCUGAGUUCCUGAAAUCUGGUAUAGAUAUUCUUUCCCUUUUUGAGAAGGGGAAUAAGCAGCCUGAACCAUCUCCAGUUCCAGGAACUCCCACUCUGAUCUCCGAGUCUUUGGGUCAGUCUCUACAGUCUCCUAGACCCUCGUUGAAAGAUGUGGCUCCAGAAUACCAAGAUACUGAGAACAUACAGGUUACACUACCUCUAGAAGACCGAUUGGAAGGAAAAGUGGAGUUUAAGACCUAUGCAAAUUACUUCACAGCUGGUGCUCACUGGUCUGUCAUCAUCUUCCUUGUUCUAGUAAACAUCGCAGCUCAGGUUGCCUAUGUCCUGCAGGAUUGGUGGCUUUUAAAGUGGGCGAAUGUAAAAAGUGGCCUGUAUUUUGGGACAAAUGUAGAAGAAGCCGUAGAUGUAAUGUUUGUGCUGAACUGGUUCUUAGCAGUUUAUUCAGGAUUAACUGUAUCUACCAUCCUUUUUGGCAUUACAAGGUCUCUGCUGAUAUUCUACGUCCUUGCUAAUUCUUCACAAACUUUGCACAACAAAAUGUUGGAGAGCAUUUUGAGAGCUCCAGUAUUGUUCUUCAAUAGAAAUCCAGUAGGAAGAAUUUUAAAUCGUUUCUCCAAAGACAUUGGACAUAUGGAUGACUUGCUGCCCCAGAUAUUUCAAGAUUUCAUCCAGAUAUUUCUACUUGUGAUUGGAGUGAUGGGUGUCAUGGUGGCUGUGAUUCCUUGGGUUGCUAUACUUGUGAUUCCCUUCGGCAUGAUUUUCUUUGUUGUCCAGUGGUAUUUCUUAAGGACAUCACGAGAUGUGAAACGCCUGGAAUCUGAAGCACAGAGUCCAGUGUUUUCUCACUUAGCAUCUUCUCUCCGAGGACUCAGGACCAUCCAGGCGUACAAAGCCGAACACAAGUUUCAGAAACUGUUCGACUCACACCAGGAUUUGCACUCAGAGGCUUGUUUCCUGCUUUUGACGAUGUCCCAACAGCUCACUAUGUAUCUGGAUGUCAUCUGUGCCAUCUUUGUCACUAUUGUUGCCUUUGUGGCCCUGAUUCUGGCAGAUACUUUGAAUCCUGGGGAGGUUGGCCUGGUCCUGUCUCUAAUCAUCACACUUACGGGGAUGUUCCAGUGGUGUAUCAGGCAAAGUACCGAAGUUGAGAAUAUGAUGAUUUCAGUAGAAAGGGGGAUUGAAUAUACAGACCUUGAGAAAGAAGCACCCUGGGAACUCGAGUAUCGUCCACCACCAUCCUGGCCUCAUGAAGGAAGAUUUACUUAUGUUAACGUCAAGUACAGCCUGGAUGGGCCUCUGGUAUUGAAGAACCUGGACACGCUCAUUGACCCAAGAGAAAAGCGUGGCAUUGUGGGAAGAACAGGAGCUGGAAAAAGUUCCCUCAUCACUGCUCUUUUUAGAUUAUCAGAACCUGAAGAACCUGACAUUUGGAUUGAUGGGAUCUGGACCACCAACAUUGGACUUCAUGAUUUAAGGAAGAAAAUGUCAGUUGCACCUCAGGAACCUGUUUUAUUCACUGGAACAAUGAAGAAAAAUCUGGAUCCUUUUAAUGAACAUACAGAUGAGGAACUAUGGAAUGCCUUAGAAGAGGUGCAACUUAAAGACAACAUCGAACAUCUUCCUGGUAAAAUGAAUACUGAACUAGCAGAAUCUGGGUUGAACUUGAGUGUUGGACAGAGACAACUGGUGUGCCUUGCUCGGGCUAUUCUCAAGAAAAAUCAGAUAUUGAUUAUUGACAAAGCCACAUCAAAUGUGGAUCCAAGAACUGAUGAGUUAAUACAGAAAAAAAUUCGUGAGAAAUUUGCUCACUGCACUGUGCUAACCAUCACACACAGGUUGAGCAAUGUCAUCGACUGUCAACGGAUAUCAGUUUUGGAUUCAGGGAGACGGAAAGAAACUGGUCAGCCAAAUGAUUUGCUGCAGAACAGAAACAGUCUGUUUUAUAAAAUGGUGCAUCAACUGGGCAAGGAGGAAGUAGCUGUCCUCACUGAAAGGGCAAAAUAGGACAGGGAGUUGUCAUUAAAGUUUGUCUCCAGGUUCCCUCUUCAUAAGAUCUCUAUCAGGGGUCUGAUAACAAGCACUCUGUGCCCUUAUAAACCUCCAGAGACUAAGCUUCAUGAGUGGGUCUUAACACAUGGCAGGUUAAGAGCAGGUCUGCUGAGAAUCUGCAGCAGUGGUGGGGAUGGGGUCACCAUAUGUGAACCCUUCUGUGUGCAUACCUGUGCCUGCGACAGAGAUGUCAGAUUGGACUUUCCACACUUCUGGACUCUGGGUUCAGAUUCUCAUAGAUCACAGAACACUCUCAUUUUGCAGACCCUUUACAUUCAUUCUGAUUGGUGCUCAACAUAUUUGUGAUGCACGUUCUGUCAAGGAAUAUCCAGGAAAUUUGAGAGUUCAGGGGAUAAUUUUUGAAAUAUUUUGAUUCUAGGAAGAUCUUCCAGGGAACAGUGUAGGUCUCUUCUGUUUUCUAAUCUGUAAAGAAAACUUCUACAUGAUACUGCCAGUUUCUCCCUAAUUCUUUGUUGUUUAGACUUAGGUGUAUUUGCCACCCACCACCCCCAGGCUUUCUCUACCUUCUAGAAAAUGAAAUUGUCAUCAGGACAAAUCAAGAUCUCAUAAUACCUUCACACUGUAGUCUGAAUGGUGCUUGAAGGUUUACAAAGCACUUUCUCAGAGAUGAGGUGUGUGAAGGACUAAACACUGUGUAUGGUGUGAGGAAGGGGAUCGAUGGGUAACAUUCAUGUCACGUGAUAUCUUCCUAACAAAGGUGAGAUGGUAACUGAAGUCUAGUGUAGGAGAUUCAGCCGUUGUCAUACAGCCAUCUGUAAGUCUUUCUGGAAGGAGGUGGGAGUGAAAAUAGGGUUGAUGGGAAGAUGGAGGGAGGGAAGGAAGGUCUGGUGUUCUUGACCCUUGACAUGCAGGGUUUGGGGUGGGAUGAGGCUUCCAGCUGCCUGUGGUGAGGCUUCCCCAUAGAAAAUUUAUCUCCUAGUAUUAAAUUGUGGGUAUGUUUUCUGCUCUUCAUACUUUUGUGCAUUUCGCAGAUUUUCACUUGUGAGUAGAAUAAGAUUACUAGUGUAAUAUUUUAAAUGUCUUAAAGAAAACAUGUCUCAGUAUCUUAAGUACUACUAUAUGAAACAUUUAUCUAAAAUGUGGCCUUAGUUCAUCACUGUCUCAUCUCAACCCUCCUUAGAAAUGAAGAAAUGGAGAGCAGUACCUUCCACUGCUCAUAGUGUAGGAGACUUCCUGGGUUGCAGAGCUGGCUGAAGAGGUGGCAGAGUUAGAGUUCGUACUUAGGUUUAGAGACAAGAAAGUCUGUGUUCUGAACUUUUCCAAAGUACUUAUAUUGUAUGCAGCUGUAGAGUGUGUGUGUUAGUCAUCAAGUCAUGUUUGACUCUGCAACACCAUUAUCUGUAGCUUACCAGUCUCCUCUGUCCAUGGAAUUUUGCAGGCAAGAAUACUGGAGUGGGUUGCCAUU
Cervus elaphus (red deer) is the source of this 5323-nucleotide messenger RNA. Its product is annotated as ATP-binding cassette sub-family C member 4-like. The record is from RefSeq and is a predicted model, not a curated record. Gene Ontology annotation, biological process: transmembrane transport. Gene Ontology annotation, molecular function: ATP binding; ATP hydrolysis activity; ABC-type transporter activity. Gene Ontology annotation, cellular component: plasma membrane. Lineage: Eukaryota; Metazoa; Chordata; Mammalia; Artiodactyla; Cervidae.